AUGGACAUGCCUGUAGCUGAACCAAGCGCAUCUGCUCCUUCAAAUACCCUGCAUGCCUCUCCUAGUGCUGAAAUAGGUGUCCCUUCUCCUUCAAAGGAGUGUGCAAAGCGAAAGAAAAAGAGGAUGCCCAAGAAUAUUGAUGUUGUCUCCUUAGGCAGAGAGGAAUCUGUCAAGCCAAAUCCUCCCCCUAAGGCCAAGAAGCCCACACCAAAAAGGAGGAAAACCACCCUAAAGAAAGAAUCUAUAGAGUUAUCCACAAAAACUCCCCCUUCUGCUGAAAACCCUCAAGGUGAGGCAUCCAAUCCACAAGAGGGCACUCCCAAUCCCAAAAGAAAGAGGGCUCCAACCAACAAAGCCAUAACUGUGGCCACCACAUCAUCAGAACAAUCCCCUUCUACAGAAGGACCAACCUCUGUCCAACAAGAAAACCCCAUAGAGGCUCCAUCCUCUUCAAUUCCAACCAAGAUUGCAGAGGAGAUUGAGAAAGAGGUAGAGAAAAAAUUGGAGGAGGAAGAAAAAAGAAAGAAGAAAGAAACUAGAGGCCAUAGUCAAGACCUGCUAGAGUUACUCCCUAGGUCAAAUAUGCAUGAAUCAUGCAGAAAAACUUCAGAGACCAUAACUCCAACUGCAGGGAUGCCCAUACCAGUGAUAGGGGUUGAGAUAUCUUUUUCUAUUUCUAUGGGAAUAGGGAUAUGGCUUGUAAAUAAGAAAAUGGAAAACAUCAAAGCAAUAAAAAAAUAG
Messenger RNA from Cryptomeria japonica (Japanese cedar), 741 nucleotides. RefSeq names its product pollen-specific leucine-rich repeat extensin-like protein 1. NCBI's taxonomy places the organism in Eukaryota, Viridiplantae, Streptophyta, Pinopsida, Cupressales, Cupressaceae. The transcript has a single exon. Bases 1 to 741 code for a protein of 246 amino acids. The record is from RefSeq and is a predicted model, not a curated record.